AUUUUCUCUUGAAGUUGUAUGGCUUCAGUACAAAAGCUGUUUACUCGCAAACCGUAUCACAUUCUCUGACAGUAUCACGAUUUAGAAAAUAUUUUAAAAAUUAGAAAGGCAUAAGUAAAAAUGUGUUCUGAAAAUAGGAACUAAAAGUGUUUUAAAUAUUAAUAGUGGUAUUAUUUUAGGAGAAAGGCCUGCAUACAAAACGUACCGAAAAACAGAUACUCCCUGCUUUGAAAUCUUUGUUGAAUUAUAAAAAUAUAAUACUUGUUACCACAUUUUUGUAUGUUUAAUUUAUAAAUAUGAGUUUGAAACUGCUACAGUACUACAGUAAUGCUACAGUAGUUUACGGUUAAAUACAUCUGACAAUACAAUGAACAUACUCGAAAACAAAAUAUUAUCAGGGAAAGUUAAAAAUGAUUUUUCUUUUAAGCGAACAUUUCAUAUUUCUUUACUUAUACUAAUAGUAGUAAAAGCCUCAUCUUCACUGCAGCCAGUCGUCCCUGUGGGUGCCAUCUCUUCCGACAUACAGGAUGGUCCGAUCGAUCUCGCCUUCAAAUACGCUAUACACAGCAUCAAUAAGGAUGCAAGCUUGAUUCCAGAGUCGAAAAUGACAUUCGAUUUACAGCACGUGGCCAACGAUGAUUCAUUUCAUGCCUGUCAAAAAGUUUGCGCCCUAAUCGAGUCAGGCAUACACGCGGUUUUUGGACCAUUUAACACUAUAUUGGGAGUUCAUAUUCAUUCAAUAUGCGAUGCCCUCGAUAUACCACACAUAGAAUCACGAUUAUCACAUAAGGUGGCCAAUACAGAGUUUUCCAUUAAUUUGCAUCCAGCGAAAGAGUACGUGAACUUAGCAUUCGAAGAUAUCAUUCGUUACCUGAAUUGGACCAAGGCAGGAAUACUUUAUGAGAAAGAUUUUGGAGUCCUGCAGUUACGCAAAUUUGGUCAGAUGUAUGACAUAGAAACAUAUCUGCGUCUGGUGAAUCCCACAACUUACGUUAAAAUAUUAAAUGAGCUGAAAGACAAAGAAAUUCACAAUCUGAUAAUCGAUACGAACGCUGCAAAUAUUUCCAUCCUACUGAAAGGGAUUCUGCAACUGCAAAUGAAUGAAUAUAAGUAUCAUUACUUAUUUACUAGUUUCGACAUUGAAACAUUUGAUUUGGAGGAUUUUAAAAAUAAUUUCGUGAAUGUUACCUCGUUCCGCCUUGUAGAUGUUGGCGAUGUAAGUGUGAGAAACAUUCUCAAAGACAUGGAAGCUUAUAACUACGAUUAUAAUAAUAAGACAGCUUACUACAGAAAGUUGCGUACCAUUAAGACGGAACCCGCCUUAGCGUAUGAUUCAGUUUAUGUAUUUGCAAUAGGAUUAACUAGUUUAAAACAGUCGCUGACUCUUGGCGUUUCGAAUGCUUCGUGUGCCAGUGAAAUCCCAUGGGAUGGCGGUUUGAGUUUGAUAAACUAUAUAAAUUCAGUUGAGUGGAGGGGGCUGACGGGCCCCAUACAAUUCAAAGAAGGAAGGCGUGUUAAAUUUAAAUUGGACCUUGUAAAAUUGAGGCAGCACUCCUUGGUGAAAGUGGGAGAGUGGACUCCACAAACACGUCUUAAUAUAACUGAGCCUGCGCUGUUUUUUGAUGGCGGCACAAUGAAUGUGACGCUGGUCGUAAUUACAAUAUUGGAAACCCCUUAUGUGAUGAUGCACUACGGCAAAAAUUAUACUGGAAAUGAUAGGUUCUAUGGAUUUUGCGUAGACAUACUGGAUUUGAUAGCUCGUGACGUUGGCUUUGACUAUAUUCUUGACCUAGUGCCUGAUCGAAAAUAUGGCGCACAAGAUCCAUUUUCAGGCGAAUGGAACGGAAUGGUGGCUCAACUUAUGAAAUAUAAAGCGGAUUUGGCCGUUGGAUCCAUGACAAUUACAUAUGCACGGGAAAGUGUUAUCGAUUUUACCAAACCAUUUAUGAAUCUGGGCAUCAGUAUAUUAUUCAAGGUGCCAUCAAGUCCGGCUUCUCGUUUAUUUUCUUUUAUGAAUCCUCUGGCGUAUGAUGUAUGGCUAUAUGUUUUAGCGGCAUAUUUUCUAGUAUCUUUCACAAUCUAUAUAGUAGCAAAGUUGUCGCCAAUAGAAUGGCGCGAUAAGUAUCCAUGCGACAUGAAGAAUCCUAUAAUUACCAACCAGUUUACGUUAGCUAACAGUUUUUGGUUUACAAUCGGUACAUUGAUGCAACAAGGAUCAGAUAUAAAUCCAAAAUCGCUAUCGACGAGAAUAGUCAGCGCUAUAUGGUGGUUCUUCACCUUGAUUAUAAUUGCCUCAUACACCGCUAAUCUGGCGGCAUUUUUGACGGUUGAGCGAAUGAUAACGCCCAUUGAAAAUGCUGAGGACUUAGCCAGUCAAACAGAAAUUUCAUAUGGUACUCUCGAGAGUGGCUCUACGAUGACAUUUUUUCGCGACUCAAUUAUCGAGACAUACAAAAAAAUGUGGCGUAAUAUGGAGAAUAAAAAGUCCAUUGCUUUUACUUCCACCUAUGAGGAGGGUAUAAAACGAGUUAAUCAAGGUAAUUUUGCAUUUCUAAUGGAAUCUACAAUGCUUGAUUACAUAGUACAGCGAGAUUGUAAUUUAACUCAAAUCGGAGGCCUUCUGGAUACUAAAGGCUAUGGAAUUGCUACACCAAAAGGUUCACCCUGGCGCGACAAAAUUUCACUAUCCAUUUUAGAAUUGCAAGAAAAGGGAAAUAUACAAAUGCUAUACGAUAGAUGGUGGAAAAAAGCAGGAGACACUUGCGUACGUAAAAGUAAUAGCAAACAAACUAAGGCAAAUGCCCUCGGUCUGGAUAACAUUGGUGGCGUAUUCGUGGUCCUUUUUGUGGGCAUAGGUUUGGCCGCUUGGGUUGCUGUAUUCGAAUUCUGGUAUCACUAUAGCAAUAGAAAUCGCAGCAGUGUUUACUGUGAAAAGAAGCCCAAUACUGUAGAGAGGAAUAUGACUGAAGUGGCACUUAAUGACUUUGAUUUCGUUGAUAACUCGGACAAAGAAAACGUAGAGGUAAUACACACUGAAGACCAGACGUUGCCUUGCAAACAUGUCACAGCAUAUUGUUGUAAAGAACCACCAGCACAACGUUCACUUUGCGGCGAAAUGCUGGACGAGUUUCGUUAUGCAUUGCGAUGUAUGGACUCGCACAGACGACCAGCUCUGAAGCGGAGAUGUCCAACAUGUCAUUUAUUUAAGGAUGUUAAAGAGUUUAUUGACAUAGAAACUAGGGCAUCAAUGACCGUACACGGCAGCCUUAUUGGAAGUGCACCUAAUGAUUCAGAAAUGCACCAUAAUCAAGGUAAAAGUACUACAGAGCCUCUAGCUCAGACAUCCCUGAGCUCAAUUGCUUUAUUUACUUGUAAUGCGAACGAAACCAAUAAAAAUAUGGACUAAAAUUAUGUGGGUAUUUAUAUUGUAAUGCGCCAAUUGGUCUAAAUCGCCCUUAUAUAUGAGUACCAAUGAUUUUGAAUAAUAAAUAUGAAUGAAUAUUAAUGUCGUUCACAUAUAAGCUAAAAA
This is a messenger RNA of Bactrocera oleae (olive fruit fly), 3529 nucleotides long. RefSeq names its product Eye-enriched kainate receptor (gene Ekar). Lineage: Eukaryota; Metazoa; Arthropoda; Insecta; Diptera; Tephritidae. Gene Ontology annotation, biological process: monoatomic ion transport. The record is from RefSeq and is a predicted model, not a curated record. Gene Ontology annotation, cellular component: postsynaptic density membrane; plasma membrane. Gene Ontology annotation, molecular function: signaling receptor activity; ligand-gated monoatomic ion channel activity.